This is a messenger RNA of Lactuca virosa, 1760 nucleotides long. Lineage: Eukaryota; Viridiplantae; Streptophyta; Magnoliopsida; Asterales; Asteraceae. The record is from the annotation of a GenBank genome assembly.
AUUUUCUCAUUUUAAAAACCACAAAAUUUUCUUUUGUUUUUCCUUUUUUUUUAAUCUCAGAAACAUUUCUCAUGGAGGUUCAUCUUCCUUCAACGUUUUCACAUGUCUACUUGGAGCCUAGAAGACAAGUUUCCGACAAGCUACAUGUUUCUAUUGAUUCUCUUCAUUGCACAUAGGGUUUUUGAUUUGAUUGAUUCUUGUUUUUUCAAAAACUCAAAACUUGUUCGUCGAUCCAAGAACAAAAUAAUGUUGCCUGAUGUGAUUCUGCCACCAGAACAAUGUUCGAUGGAACAACUAUGGAGCCCGUUUAAUGCUCAAAUGUUAGAGUUUUGUGAAUCGGAUUUGUUUCAAGAAACCAUGCAAAACUCUGAAGUUGCUUCGAGUUCAAAUUGUUGCUAUGAAGAACAAUCCUCCAACCCACCGGAUAUUAUCAAUGCCGCCACCACCACCACCGCCAACUUCCCUUUGAUGUUUGAAGAAGAAAUCAUGGAAAAUGACAUUUCUACCCCUAUUGAUCUCGCAAACGCUUCCCAUUUCACUAACCAUCAGUACCCUUUUAGUAAUCAAGACCAAUUUGACCUAGAUUUGCUCCAAAACCAAAUCCCUACUACAAUCGAUGAAAACAAUGACACAAAUGUCGCUCGUAUUUUUUCAUAUAGUAAUACGGUUUUGAAUGAUCAAGUGGGGCCCACAAUUGGACAAACACAACCAUUGCCGACCGUUUGUGAAGAGAGCAGUCUAAACUCUGUGUCACCUUUGAAGUUCAUGCGGUUGAAUGAUUGUUUGUCUCGUAAUUAUUCGUUCAUUGAUCCAUCUAUAAAUUCGUACGAAGGUUCCGGGAUUUUCAAAGGGAAUUUGUUUUUAGGAAAUGACAUGCCACGUCAUGAACUUGAAUUCCAUGGAGACAACGGUGCAAUCUUUGGUUGUGAUCCUCCGCUACACGUUUACAGCUCUAAUGAACUUCAGGCACUUAGCAAUGAAAGCCAGCAUCUUGUAAAAGGAAGUGUGAGUUCUACAACGCCAUUGGUGUCCGAUAUCACAAGCUUGGAGUCAGAAACCUUCAGAGUUGCCACCAAGCUCACAACUGAAGAAAGGAAAGAGAAGAUCCAUAGAUACUUGAAGAAAAGAAAAGAAAGGAAUUUCAAGAAGAAAAUCAAGUACGCAUGCCGGAAAACUCUGGCAGAUAGCCGGCCACGAGUAAGGGGAAGAUUUGCAAAGAACGAUGAAUUCGGGGAGAACAAUAGAAGCAACAGCAACGAUACCGAUGAAAAUGGAAGAUCUUUCGAUGUUGUAGUGAAGGAUGAAGAACAGAGUUUGGAAUCAUCGGACAUCUUCCCCCAUCUAAGUGGAUUGAAUUCAUUCAAAUGCAAUUAUCCGAUCCAAUCAUGGAUUUGAAUCCAUGGAGAUGAUGAGAGCUGGAACGCAACGAACUGUUGGUGAAACUGGAUAUAUAUCAAGAUGAUGAAAAAAUAUCGAGAGAAAAUCAGAUAAAUCAAGACGAAGUUAAAAAAAAGAAAAGAUAAAGCAUUGUCAACAAUGACGAAUGGUUGCUCCAUCAUCAAAUUUUUUGGUGCGCAUUUGAAUAUGAUGGAAUUGUCAAUGGAGGUUGGCUUUCUUGAUUGAAGAAACAACCUUAGCCGUUAUCAAAAGAGGAGUGACACAAAAACAAUAUAUGAAUAAUCGACUUAUAAGUAAUGUAGAAAUUAUAAAAUGAAGAUGGAUUUGUAAUGGAAAAAAAAAAGGAAGAGGUCGUUUAUGUA